Cadophora gregata is the source of this 435-nucleotide messenger RNA. RefSeq lists its product as uncharacterized. The coding region runs from base 1 to 435 and encodes 144 amino acids. Lineage: Eukaryota; Fungi; Ascomycota; Leotiomycetes; Helotiales; Ploettnerulaceae. The record is from RefSeq and is a predicted model, not a curated record. The transcript has a single exon.
AUGUCUUCCACCAUGAAAACCACCCUCUCAGCCUCCGCUCUCAUCGAGGCCCUCUCCAAACUCGCACUCUCAGACAACAUUUCUGAGACCAGCGACGACCACUCCACCUCAAGUAACGACACAUCGGAUUUCAACGACCGCAGUAUUGAUGUGCGAGACGCUAGACUCGCUAAUGCGAUUCUAUGUCUCGACGAGGAUAUUCCAGAAGGCCUUGAUAGUUCCGUCAAAGACCUCCUCCAGAAGCACGCUAGUAGCACCAACGCUAGCGCUUUGGGACCAAUGUCAUUCCUGGUCUCAGACCAUUACCUGGAGUUCAAGGCGGCACAAGCUGCUAAGAAGGCCACGGAGAAAAAGCUUCCUCGGUCGAAGGGCAGCACUGCACGAAAAUCCGCGAUCUGCCCUCUAAGCGACAACAAUCAACAACCACAACCAUAG